CUAAGCCUACAGUCAGUCAGAGAUGUCAUUUUACAGUAAGGCCUCCAUGCGUGUAAAGUUGUCACUCUGCAGAGGAGACAGUUGAGUCACUUGGUAGAAGUUGUUCUUGUGGUUUUAAGGCCAGAGCUCCCAGGCGCUUCUUCACGAGCAGCGCCCGCCGUUUUAACGUGCGAGGCAAGUAAAGGCCCACGGCCCUCUCUCAGCUCACGCACCGGCAGAGGAUGUUGAGGAGGUGCCUCCGCUUGCAUGGUUUGGAAGUGUAGGAUCCAAACUCUGUAGGAUGGUCUCAGCCUGCAGCUGAGGCCUCGUUCAUCAGCCUACCUGUUUUACCUCCUCAUCUCCACGUCUCCGCGGCCCGUCCACAUCCGUCAUGGUCCGCCUCCACAACGUUCAGUACUCCAGCUUCCUGCAGCAGGCGGAUACCCUCCGUGGCUCAGGCUCUCUCUGCGAUGCCGUCAUCUCGGUGGACGGCCGGGCGUUCCGGGCCCACCGUCUGGUGCUGGCGUGUGCAAGCCGGCGGCUGGCUCGGCUGCUCGGCCAGGGGGGAGCCGUCGACCAGCCCGUCAGCUGCACCCUGGACCUCUCCCCCGACACCUUCCAGCAGCUCCUGGACUUCAGCUACUCCCAGGCCCUGGAGGUCCCGCCGUCCGACUUGCAGCAGCUGCUGAGGGCCGCCCAGCUCCUGGAGAUGCGGCCGCUGGAGGAGCAGUGCCGGAGCCAGCUGGACGCCCUGGAGCGCCGGGCCGGCCAGGCGGAGCACACCAAGGAAACGGGAGAAGAGGUGGAGACGGGAGGAUCCGAGGAGAGAGACGAGGGGCAGGCAUCCAGAGGAGGGUUCGUUCCGAAAGGGGAGCCCCAAGACGGAGCUCCGUCUCCCCCCGGGAAGGAGCACGAGGGAGGGGCGGUCAGAGAGACGACUCCAGCUGCUCAGACCAAGGGCUCCAGCCCACCUCCUUUGAAGAAGAGGCCCCUGGUAGUUCUACCCACGCCCGUGAGUACCCCCUCCAGGGACAGCGUCAUCGCCAGCACUGCCACCUGCCAUGGCGCCCGCUCGCCAUCCAGGUACAGGUGGCACUCGGUCAACACCCUGAGAAGAAUGUCCCUCAGUUACUCCGACCUCGUGGCUUCUCAGCCCUUCCACCGAUCCCAGCAGUUUGUGCCGUACUCUUUUCCUCUUUCCGCACAGCACAUGUACCCCCUGCUCGCCUCCCCCUUCCCAGCCCAGGUCCACAACCCUUUUGUGGGCUACCCAAGCAUCAUCCACCCCGACACACACUCCAUCCUGGCCGGCUCGCCAGAGCUGGGGGACAUACUCAAACAGGAACUGGAGAGGAAACCGGACACCUCCGAAAAAGUUUUGAUGGGGGAAGAACAGGAAGAAAGACCAAGGUUCCAUGAGGAACUUGCCGACCGAGCGCUGAGGACCCAAGGUUGCCAGCUCUGCAGUAGAUCCUUCCAGGAGAGACCAUGGUUGCAUGCAUCACCCACCGCCCGCUCAGUGGCCUCUGUAGGUUGUGGGUUUUGUGGGCAGGGCUACAAGUUGGAGCCCUCCCUGCGUCCCCAGCGGCGAGGACACGGCCUGGAGAAGCCCUACCAGUGCAAGAGUUGCCCUAAGAAGUUCAGCCUGAAACACCAGCUGGACACACACCACCGCGUACACACAGGAGAGAAGCCCUUCGAGUGUCGCCUGUGCGGGCAGCGGUCACGUGACUACUCGGCCAUGAUCAAGCACCUGCGCACUCAUGGCGGGGCCACGCCCUACCAGUGCACGGCCUGCCUGGAGUACUGCAGCAGCCUGGCCAUCAUGCAGAAACACCUGAAGGAACACCCUCUCCAGGACUUCCCCUCAGACUGGACCAUCAACAGAACCUACCUGUACACCAGCCACACCUGACUCCCACAGGAGCCCCCGGCCUCCCCCUGACAGACUCUUGAUCCACCAGCCGGGACAGUCGUAGCUCAGGAAAUGGCUAUGUUGGUUGUGUUUAUUUGUCAUAGUGAGAGAAAAACGUCUGUAUUUUUUAUUUAUUUUUAUGUCAAGGUUCAUAUGUAGAGGAGUCUGACACAUGUAGAAUGUAAUGUACAUAACCGGUCAUAAUACACCAUAUAGGACAAAAGCAUUGGGACAGCUACUCAUUACACUUGCAGGAGAUUUUAUGGCAACCCAUUCCGCAUUCUCGUGGACAGCCUUCCAGAAGAGUGGAACAUGUUAGUCAUAUAGUUGUGAUGGUCAGGUGUCCCAAUACGUUUGUCCAUACAGUGUAGUUCAUCUCAAGGGUCUUCAAAUCCACAGUGAGUGUAUCUGCACAAGACCUCCACUAGAGGGCAACAGUGUCUCACUGUCCCUUGGAACACAGUGAACACAGCAUUAGCUGGUCUGGCAGCAUAAACUAAUUUAUAACACACUUUCAUGCUCCCCCGGAAAGAACCUGUUUAAUGUAUCUUUGAAUUUUGCAUUUCUGUUUGUUAAUUCUGCCAUUUAAAAAGUGUUUUUUUUACAAUUGUUCUGUUUUUUGUAGUUAUAUGUUUUUGUUUAUGCAAGUUCAUUGUAGUUUCAUAUUGAAUGAAAGUGGUUUUGACCAGACACAUUUAUCUCUCUGGUAUUUCUUUGGAAUAAAGAAUAAAAAUGGUCAACAACUAAACAAUACAUUUUAUUUUCAAAUAUUUCUCCCCUUUUUACAUUUUAUGGCUAAUAAUUCACAGACGUAGAAGACUAAUGUCUAUACCAACAUAUCAGGGGUGGGCGGUUCCCCAUCUUGGAUCAAAUGUAACAAUAAACUGUACAUACAAUUUGAAACCACAAUAUCUCAAAGCAUUUUAACAGGCAAUAUGCAGUGCUGUUAUCAUGUAUCACCUGGUCCAAAGUAAUUACGGUAAUUACAGAUACAGUACCUGAUGUUAUUAUCAUCAGUGUUGAGUAGUGUGUAAAAUCACUAUGAAAGCAGCAUAUAUAACAUUUUGCAUAAACAGCAUAUAUAACAUUUAACAUAAUAAAGCGUCAUAAUAAGUCAUUACUCAGUACAUACAUUUUAAACGGUCACAGUGUUAAACUGUUGUUGCCGUGGGUGUGUAACCCCCAAGAUCACGUGGGACGGAGCUCCCCUCUCCUUCUGGAUGUUGUGGAUGGUGAAUCCCCCGUGCCUCAGUGACGCUGCCUGGCCACAAAGUAAA
Messenger RNA from Hypomesus transpacificus, 3171 nucleotides. It is a transcript of the gene zbtb32, whose product is annotated as zinc finger and BTB domain containing 32. The coding region runs from base 371 to 1894 and encodes 507 amino acids. The record is from RefSeq and is a predicted model, not a curated record. NCBI's taxonomy places the organism in Eukaryota, Metazoa, Chordata, Actinopteri, Osmeriformes, Osmeridae. Gene Ontology annotation, biological process: regulation of transcription by RNA polymerase II. The transcript is spliced from 6 exons. Gene Ontology annotation, molecular function: DNA-binding transcription factor activity, RNA polymerase II-specific; protein binding; RNA polymerase II cis-regulatory region sequence-specific DNA binding.